Coffea eugenioides is the source of this 1458-nucleotide messenger RNA. RefSeq lists its product as uncharacterized. NCBI's taxonomy places the organism in Eukaryota, Viridiplantae, Streptophyta, Magnoliopsida, Gentianales, Rubiaceae. Gene Ontology annotation, molecular function: zinc ion binding; nucleic acid binding. The coding region runs from base 1 to 1458 and encodes 485 amino acids. The record is from RefSeq and is a predicted model, not a curated record. The transcript is spliced from 2 exons.
AUGGCUAAUGAGGAGGGAGCAAGCUCCCAAGCUUUUGAUCUUAAACUUUUCACAGAAGCAAUCAAAGGCGAAUUGGGACGCAUGAUGGACCAAAAACUUGAACUGAUGCACCAACGCAUUGACAGCUUAGAGUUGUCUCAUGGAAGCUCCAAAGGCAACCGUGGAAAGGCUUAUGCACAUGAGUCUAGCGACUCUAACUCAGACAACAACUAUGAGCAUAAGCAAAGUAGGUCUAAGCGUGACGCUAGGCCUUCAAAUGACCACAUUCCGGGCAUAAAGAUGAAAAUUCCACCCUUCCAAGGACGAUCAGACCCCGAUGCCUACUUAGAGUGGGAGAAGCGGAUUGAACUUGUCUUCGACUGCAAUACUUACUCGGAGGAGCAAAAGGUCAAGUUGGCCGUGAUCGAAUUCACCGAUUACGCCGUUGUAUGGUGGGAUCAACUCUCCACUAGUCGAAGGAGGAGUCGUGAACCUACCAUACAAACUUGGACGGAGCUAAGACGACUAAUGAGGAAGCGUUUCGUGCCAAGUCACUACUACCGUGACUUGUAUCAAAAGCUUCAAACCCUCAACCAAGGAGCACGAAGUGUCGAGGACUAUCACAAGGAAAUGGAAAUACUCAUGCUACGGGCAGACAUCAUGGAGGAUCGAGAAGCAACAAUGGCACGCUUCUUGAACGGAUUAAGGCCCGAAAUCGCUGAUCAAGUGGAGUUACACCACUAUGUGGAACUUGGGGAUCUGGUGGAAAAGGCCAUCAAGAUUGAAAGGAGGAUUAAGAGGAGGGGUUCGACUCGGAGUUACUCCAACUUUUCACCCUCUUAUCUCCGAACUACACCACCAAAGAAAGAGGAUAAAGGGCCGAGUAAUUCCAUCCCUUCAAGACCGAGGCCGGAUAUGACUAAGUGGGAGUCUAAGGCAACACCAAAGACUGCCAUUGAGUCGAGCAUGGGGCGAAAUCGAGAUACUAGAUGCUUCAAAUGCCAAGGCCGAGGGCAUAUUGCUAGCCAAUGCCCGAACCAACGCGCUAUGAUCAUCUUACCCAAUGGCAAGGUAUGUAGUUUGAUCAUAGAUGGAGGUAGUUGUGCUAACGUCGCUAGUGCCUUGAUGGUGGAGAAACUAGCACUACCCACUCUACGACAUCCAACACCUUAUCGUUUGCAAUGGUUGAACGAUAGUGGGGAUGUUCGUGUGACCAAGCAAGUCCAAGUACCUUUCCGAAUUGGAAAGUAUGAGGACGUGGUGUUAUGCGACGUGGUCCCUAUGCAAGCAUGUCACAUACUAUUGGGGAGGCCAUGGCAAUUCGACAAGGGAGUUACAUUCGAUGGCAUUACCAAUAAAUACUCCUUCAAGCAAGGCGAGAAGAGGAUUGUGCUUGUGCCACUCACUCCUAUCCAAGUUCAUGAAGAUCAAAAAAGCCUGAUCAAGGAGAAUGAGCUUGAGAAUGAGAAGAAAAAAUAG